Molecule: messenger RNA, 1150 nt
Organism: Ruditapes philippinarum (Manila clam)
Lineage: Eukaryota; Metazoa; Mollusca; Bivalvia; Venerida; Veneridae
Exons: 4
Coding region: 177-602 (141 amino acids)
Molecular function (GO): calcium ion binding
Source: RefSeq, a predicted model, not a curated record
UUUAGAUUAUAGGUGAAUAUUUUCGCUAAAUGCUUGGGCGAAUAUUGUAUUAAACGUGUCAUAAGUGGUUAAAGUAUGCAUUAAAGCAACUGUACCUUGAACUAAAUUUUAACAUUGAAACAUUUGGAACAUUUACAAGGAUUUGAAAAACAAUCUGUUUUACCCAUUAAUUAGACAUGUCCCUAACUCCGGAACAGUGCGAGGAUUUCUGGCGUAUAGCUGAUAGAAACGGGGAUGGUGUUUUGUCAAUACAGGAACUAGCAGCCGCCGCCAGAAAAUAUCGGCCUGGGAUCUCCGACAAAGACUGUACAUGCAUGUUUUGUGGUAUAGACAAGAAUGGAGAUGGUUCAAUUACCAAGCAGGAAUUUCUGGCCGAGAUGAGGGACAAGCCAAAACGCUCAGAAACACUCCUUCAACUGUUUAAAAAGUAUGAUAAAGAUGGGAGCGGCACCCUGACCAAGAACGAAGUUAGCCAACUGAUACGAGAAUGUUUCAAGCAAAACAAGAAACCAGAUGAAAUUGUUGAAACCUUCAUGCAAUAUUCCGACACGAGCGGAGACGGCGUCAUUUCAUGGGAAGAGUUCAAAGAUUUCUUUGGAUAGAUAUUACUUACUAUUCUCAUGUUGCCGUUUAUCUUUUAUAUAUCCAGUCACCGCUGUAUGUCCUGUAAUUAUUAUUUUAUCAUUUAUAAAGGCACGGCACAUAAUGUUCGGCUUCGGAUUCAUUAACAUAACAGAAUUCCAUAUUCACAUAGAUUUUAUAAAACACAUGAACAAUUCUCUGUUGUUUGUUCUUAACAAUUCAUGUAAAAUAAAUAAAAGCUAUUUUUACAAAUGUGAGAUCAGCAACAAUGUUUAAUGCAUGAACAAAAUCUGACUGAAUCAUCACUUCCAUCCCCAGUGCCCAAUUCUUCAUUAGCUGAUCAGACACAGAAUAACAAUGAUUUGUUUAAUGUUGACAGGAAUUUAUAAUUGUAUUAUGUCCUUAUUUUUUUGUAACCGCACAUAUAAAUUACAUAGAACAUAUUAUAAUAAUGAUUUGUUGGAUAUUGAAAGACAGUGUAUUAAUUGAACAUGUUUCAAUUGUAACUGUAAAUACAAUGCUGUUCCGUUCGCAUAGUUUAAAUAUAAUAAAUAUUUGUAUUAAAUAA